This is a messenger RNA of Echinostoma caproni, 231 nucleotides long. Lineage: Eukaryota; Metazoa; Platyhelminthes; Trematoda; Plagiorchiida; Echinostomatidae. The record is from the annotation of a GenBank genome assembly.
AUGAAAAAGAUAUUGGCCAAAUUCGCUCAAGUAGAUUCGGAUGAUGCUGGAAAUUCUUACAAUAACUUUGGAAUUGGUGCCAGUUCACAUCAUGCCUCAUUUGUUGGUCGCCAGUAUCAUGUGGGUCAUUUCUCACUGGUGGUGGAAGAUACAGUUGCAGAAGGUAAGUCUGUAUUACGAUAUCCACAAGGAUUGAUUGAAUUACUUUUACUGUGUGGAUCGAAUGCAUAG